UUAGAACUCAAUGCGUCAUGCUUGGCGUUCCAGUUUAACUUGUGCGUUCUACCAAGCAUAGUAGUGUGUGGUGUUUCUGUUUUCUUCGUUGAAAGUUUCCCUUUCCGCCCCCGUUUAAAAAAAAAAAAAUCACAAAACUAAAACACCUUUCUGACAAUUCUAAAGAAAUUGAAACCUACGCGGUUGGAUCUAGUAAUCAUCCAAGCUGGGCGACGGUAAAGGAAAACAUCGUAGGGUCAGAAUGGCCGAUGAAGCACAAAGAACACCUGAAGUUCCUAAGGAAAGUAAAAUCUCAAAACAUAUUACGGUUGCUUUCAAAGUUGUCGAAAUCAUACUAUCCAUCUUCGCGAUUGGAUUAAUGGUAGAUCCUUUAAAUUCCUUUCAAAGAAUUUUCAACAAGACACGAUUUAAAUUAGACGAUGCAGCCUUCAUUUAUGUCACAGUGGCCGGUUAUGUUAUGAUAAAUACACUUUUCAUUAUAUGCCAUUUACUUGGAGAUCGUUUGCCAAAAAGAACGAUGAUAUUGUUUGCUUCGUUGGGUGCGAUUCUACACAUAGUUGCUGGUAGCCUAAUCGUUCACAACUGGCGUAACAUACAAAGGCCAUACUAUGGUAUAAAUAACGAAAUAUAUCCGAGCAAACAAUACAUGGACAUGUUAAUAUCUUCUGCAGUUUUUGUAUUUUUAAAUGCAUUAGCAUUCGUUGCUGAAGUAUUUUUAAUUUUAAAAUUUUCGACUAAGACAUGAGAAAUAACAAAUGUGCGUGAAAAAAGUAUUAUUUUUCAAAUAUAUAAUCGUUAAUAAUUUUUAAGAAAGAUUAUUCUUGAUCAAAAUGAAAC
Molecule: messenger RNA, 837 nt
Organism: Polistes dominula (European paper wasp)
Lineage: Eukaryota; Metazoa; Arthropoda; Insecta; Hymenoptera; Vespidae
Biological process (GO): septate junction assembly
Cellular component (GO): plasma membrane
Source: RefSeq, a predicted model, not a curated record